This is a messenger RNA of Bursaphelenchus okinawaensis, 3813 nucleotides long. The record is from the annotation of a GenBank genome assembly. NCBI's taxonomy places the organism in Eukaryota, Metazoa, Nematoda, Chromadorea, Rhabditida, Aphelenchoididae.
AUGAAUCUCGUACCUUUGGGCCGACUUCUCGAAACGGGUCGAUUUUACAUGUUCGUGUUGAUGUGCUGUCUUGUGGUGAUCGUCGAAGCGGGUGUUCGAGGUAAUGAGUCGCCGUCGUUGUUAACGACGGCGCCGGCUUUUGAAGCACAGAAUAAGCCGAGGAGGACUCCGAUUAGGGUAGGUGUUGGCUCGAUGCCGAGGUUCUUGUUUUUUAAAUCUUUUUUUUCAUUUUUAAGCUUUUACUAGUCAACUUCCGACACAGAAUAGACCUAUAAAACUAUCUAUAUACAAGUAAACCUAUAUCACCACCUAUACUAUCCUUUCCAACUAUCCCACCAUUGAUUCAAUUUUAGUUUAAGAUCUCAAAAGAAUCAGCUCGAAGUCAGAGGCAUAUGCGUCGAUUAUACGACGACUUAUUCGAGGACUACGAACGAGAGAUUCGACCGGUCGUGAACGACUCCAUGCCCUUAACAGUUGUCAUUCAAUUCUGGCUCAAACAAAUUUUGAAAAUCGAUGAACGAGAUCAGACAAUCAAAUGUUAUCUAUGGUUAGAGCUGUACUGGACAGACGAGCUUCUGAAAUGGAAUCCAGAAGACUACGGUGGGUUGGAUAGGAUGCAUGUGCCAUCUACAAAGAUAUGGAGACCGGACAUAUUGGUAUACAACAAUGCCAACAUGAAUAUCGAGGACAACGAGGUGGAGACAAAUGCCAUAAUCAAAGCGAAUGGGGAUGUUACCUUGUUCAGGGCUAUGAUUACAGACAUUACUUGCACAUUGUCGUUGAGCUUGUUUCCGUUUGAUCAGGUAAUGCUUAGGCUUAAUAUUCAAAUUUAUUUUGAUCAAGUAAGGUUGAGGUUUAAUACAUAUUAAGUUGUUUAUAUAACUCUUCGCCCCUCUCAAAGUAAAUUUGCGUGGUUGGGGGCACAGAAUUAUUUGAGCAGCUUAAUAUUCAAAUUUAUUUGAAACCGCAACUUUUCUACUUUUUUUCAGUUAAAAAUUUUAAAAAAUAAAAAAGAAAAAAUUUUAUUACCUAAAAAAUCAAUUUUAUGUCCUAACGCCCUAAAGCAACAUGUUUGAACUCUGAUUCUAUGCACCUAUGUAAAAAAUAUACUACUUUUUUAAAAAACAGGAUUUGAUAGUCCUUUCGUAUGCUAAUUAGCCCGAAAUUAAAUUUUAACGAUAGGAUUACGUACAUCAAACAGAUGUUUCAUAGCAUCCACGUUUGACGUAGGUAUGAGGAUGGAGAACACAAUGUAAACAUAAAGUUUUGUAGUUUUUGAAUCGUUCUAUCUAUCACAAUUUAAAUUAUCUUAUCAAAAUUUAUGAUUUUAUUGUAAAAUUCAUAGUAUACAUACUAGGAUAAACAAGUUUUGUCGUUUUUUAACGUGAAAACCUAUGUAUUCUGACGCCAAGACUUUUUUUUCCAAUUAAAAAUGAAAAAACAUUUUAUGCCAUAAUAAUGGCAUUAUUAACCUCUUGGAAACUUUCAAAAUUUCAUUAUUAAUUUUUGAAACAUUUGAAAGAGCACUCCUUUUUGUUGUGACCUAAAGAUUAAGACAGACGAAGCAACAACUGUUCCACAAAAGUGUGUAAGAUGACACUUCUUCCUGUAACUUUUUAAGAAAACCAAACUAUGUCGAACUGAGAGUUCACGACGAAAAAGGCACAGGAUAUUGCGCACGCUGUGACAAAAAACAGCAUCAAGAACGUUGGGAAACGUGAUUGAAUCAGGCUUCGAGAAAACCUUUAAAAACAUCUAUUUUGGGACAUUUUUUGAUGGUUCUAAGUUUAGCUGUAGUUAAUAAAACCUCAUAGCAACAUAAAUUAAAAGACUAUAACCAUAUUUAGUAUCCUAACCUAUCUUAUCGUACAAAAAACCAAAUUUUGCCAAUUUCAGCAAGUAUGUUACCUAACCUUUGCCUCCUGGAGUAUGGAUGGAAGUAAAAUGCUCCUAUUUCCUUCAAACUCAUCCGACAAUCUGGAGUUGUACAUUCGAAACACCGAGUGGGAGUUGACCGACUUCUCCGUCAAGAUGUAUGAGAAGCGGUACGAGUGUUGUCCGUACGCCUUCCCAGACAUUACCUACUUCAUGGUGCUCAAACGAUCUCCGUCCUAUUAUAUCUUUACGUAAGUUAAUCGGCUUUUAUCAAUUAUGGGUCUGGUAUUACAUUAAUUAUGAUCGUCCUGUUAUCACAAUAGACCAAAGUUUUUUGAAUUUUAUUUGUACACUUUUUUGGCAGAGUUCAAUUUCGUUGUGAGACCCAGAAAGGUUACAAAUUUGGUCCAAAAGAGCGUCAAAAGGGUUUCAUUGUACCAUAAAUACCACCUUCAAACCCUGCUUAACCCCAAAUACCAAAACGAAUAAUAAAAAUAGCUAAUUUUAGGUUAAUCAUCCCAUCAACUUUCAUUACCGUGGUAACAAUCGUUGGUUUCUUUACUCCCCACUCGACUACAGGAGAAAAUACGGAAAAAGUCAGCUUGGGAGUGAAUGCCCUACUAUCAAUGAGCAUAAUCAGUAAGUUAACCUUAUUUUUCAUUUCCUAAUCUAAUCCUAAACCUUUUUAAGCUUAUAUUGUAGUAGGUUUCAUUCUCUAAAUCACUUAAAACCACUAUAAUUUUAGUGAUGAUGGUCUCCGGUGAAGUACCAGCCACCUCCGAAGUUAUACCUUUGAUCGGAAAGUACUAUAUUGGACUAAUCUUUCUUAUCUUCGGAGCCGCCUUCACUACGACAAUAACCUUGGCCUAUCAGAUGAGAGGAAACUCAGGUACUCCAAUGUCAGCACGAAUGAGGCAUAUUUUAUUUGAACGGCUAGCCAAAAGCCCACUUGGUUAUUGGUUCUUUGCAGUUCAAAUUGAUAAGAAACACAAGUUUGCUAAUCGUGCUAAAGGGGGACCAAGAAAUAAGGAGGUGAGUGCCUACUACAACAUUGUUUUUUGAUUUUUAGGACAGUGUAACUGCAUUGAAAUAAUCUUAAAUUUUAAGGCUGUUAUCUGUAAGAUAAUAUCUUCAAAUUUGGAGCCAAUCAGUUUAGCUAACGUUUAGUUAUAGCUUUUAUAAACCAUAUUGUAGUAGCUGGCUACCACUAUACUCAAAAUACCAAGCCUACUAUCUAAUCGACAAUAUAACAAAAUUUAGAACCACACUUACAUCUUCGACAACGUGUGUGUGCCUCCAAUUGGUAAUAACGUGAACUCGGACGGAUUGAACUCGAUCCACGUGAACUCGACUAAUCCGCCAGUUGUGAAUGCAAAUGGGCUCAAACUAAAGCAUCGAGUAAUUAAGAAGGACUCGAAAAGGACGAAACUUAUCCAAAUGGACGAUAUGACCAACAACGAACUUGAAGUAGACAAGAAUCCGUUGGUCGAAGCGACGGAAACCUUGAUCAACGGACAUAGUUAUUGGACGAAUCGAUUGUACGAUUGUUUGAGCAGGAUUGACGAGUCGAUUCAUCGAAGUGAGUUUAUGUUGAGAUAGGGUAGGGUAAAGCGGGGGGGUAGAUUAAAAAAGAUGUUUUCAUCGUUGCUAUAAAUGGGUCCCACAACGGAAGAUUUCGCUGAAAUUUUGUGGCGUUCUGUUUCAGCCAAACUUUUUUUAUCGGUAAAAUAAUUUUCUUGCCAAUUCUACCCAAUACCAAUUUCAGCGCAUCAACAACGAGUGAUCGAGUUCGAAUGGGAACAAGGGACGCGUAUCAUCGAGCGUGUCAUCAUGAUAUUCUACGUCACACUAACGCUCGGCUUCGCGUUCUUCAUGCUCGGCGGGUCGGGCGAAGACAUACGCCUCACGGAGGAGGUGAUGGACCGAGUGAAACGAUAA